AGCAUGUGGAGCUCUCCAGUGGCCGUCCCUGUGGCCGUGAUGCUGCUGGUGGCAGCCACGCAGGCAGCAGCGAAGGUCACCCCGGCGCUGAGAUUCACCAAGCCGAAGCCAUCCCCUCCGCCGGGCGCUGCCAACCCUUCCCUCGCCCCCCUCGUGGGAGCCCCGGGCAGAGCCCAGCUGCCCUCCAUGAGCCCCGCGGUGCGGGCGGCCACCACGCUCUUCCCCUUCGAGAACGACACCCUGGACACGGCCGACUUCUUCUUCAACUGCUGCGACUGCUGUCCCCCCACCAGCGGGCCUCGGGGGCCGCCGGGGGAGCCGGGGCCUCCAGGUCCUAAGGGGGAGAAGGGAGAUGCUGGUGUGCAAGGUGUGCCGGGAACCCCGGGACCUCAAGGUCCCAAAGGCUUUAAAGGAGAAAGAGGAGGCAAAGGGGAGCAAGGCGAGCGAGGAAUAAGUGGAAACCCUGGUUAUCCAGGCAAGCCUGGGCUGCAAGGUGAAGCUGGAGUGAAAGGCAAUAAGGGCAGCUACGGCUUCCCCGGCCUGAAGGGACAAAAGGGCUCCAAGGGGGACACUUGUGAGAAUGGCACCAAAGGAGACAAGGGAGACAGGGGGGACGCCGGGGACCCGGGGGUGGAUGGAGAACAGGGUGACAAAGGGGAGAAGGGGGACACGGGGGACAAGGGGUAUUGUGGGGAGCCGGGGGGGAGAGGCCAAAAGGGGGAAAGAGGGGAAGGAGGGAUGAAGGGAGAAAAAGGCAGCAAAGGGGAGAUGGGGGCUGAGGGCAUUCAGGGGGCGGAGGGAAAGCAGGGAGAAAAGGGCGAGCAGGGAAGUAAGGGUGACAAAGGGGACCUGGGACCCGCCGGUGUGACGGGACCCUCGGGGCCCAAGGGGGUGGCUGGCAGCAAGGGGGGCCGUGGGGCACCGGGCAGGAAAGGCUCCCGUGGGGCGAAGGGGGCCCGAGGGGACGCCGCGAAGCUCCUGAGAUCAGCCUUCAGCGCCGGCUUGUCCAAACCCUUCCCUCCGCCCAACGUCCCCAUCCGGUUUGAUAAGAUUCUGUACAACGACCAGGAAGAUUACAACCCUUCCACCGGGAAAUUCAACUGCAGCGUGCCCGGGGCGUACGUCUUCGCCUACCACCUGACGGUGAGGGGCCGCCCGGCCCGUGUCAGCCUGGUGGCCCGCAGCAGGAAGGUGGCCAAGGCCCGUGAGACGCUCUACGGGCAGGAGAUCGACCAGGCCUCCUUCCUGACCGUCCUGAAGCUGAGUGCGGGCGACCAAGUAUGGCUGGAGGUUGCGCGGGACUGGAACGGGGUCUACGUCAGCGCUGAGGACGACAGCGUCUUCACGGGGUUCCUCCUGUACCCAGAUGUUCUUGAGAUCCUGCUGUAGGUUUAGAGGGCAAAGCUGUUGCUGAGGAUCAUGCCUUUCCCCCCUCCCUCCAGAGGAGAAACGAGUAUCAGUUCAGCGACUCUGCACUGUAUUGGUUUAGUUUCUAGGUUCUGUGAUUUUUCUACAAAAUGUUUGUGAAAGAGGGAUUUCUUUUAACUAGCAGCCCCAAGAAGCGGCACAUCCUUCAUGCAGGUGCUGAUAACCAAGAGAAUCCACUGCCCAAAGGCCUGCAGGACCAGCAUGGGGAAGGGGAACCUGAGGGGGCUUCACAUCAUGGGCUUCAGAUUUGUAACCAGCAUUAUCAAAUUACGUGAUGAAGCUCCUUAUCCAACUGAAAUUUUAAUCAAGCCAGCUGUGGCAAUCCUUGCAUGGUCAAAACUCCUCUGGCCAUCAGUACUGGUAACCAUCGGAAGGUCACAGUUUUGACAAAGGUUGUAGAGUUUGAUUCAUAGAGCUUAAUCCAACGCGAGCACGAGCAGUAGGUUUCUUCAAAUCAUGUGAAAAAAUAUACAAGUAUUUUGUCAUUGAAUCAGAAUUAUGUAGUACUUUAGACUGGUCAUGAUUUUUUUUUUUCAUAAAAAAAAAAUAAA
This is a messenger RNA of Anas platyrhynchos (mallard), 1979 nucleotides long. It is a transcript of the gene OTOL1, whose product is annotated as otolin 1. Gene Ontology annotation, molecular function: protein binding. The record is from RefSeq and is a predicted model, not a curated record. Lineage: Eukaryota; Metazoa; Chordata; Aves; Anseriformes; Anatidae.